Molecule: messenger RNA, 1597 nt
Organism: Cinclus cinclus
Lineage: Eukaryota; Metazoa; Chordata; Aves; Passeriformes; Cinclidae
Gene: PLTP
Product: phospholipid transfer protein
Exons: 16
Coding region: 92-1597 (501 amino acids)
Biological process (GO): phospholipid transport; high-density lipoprotein particle remodeling; ceramide transport
Molecular function (GO): phosphatidylglycerol binding; phosphatidylethanolamine binding; ceramide binding
Source: RefSeq, a predicted model, not a curated record
UCUUGGAACUGGUGGUGUUCUCCCUUCCUCUUGCCUUCUCGUGAUUCAGCUUCCCCACGCUGGGAGCCGAGGACAAGCCUCGCUGUGUGAGAUGGCUGCCGGCAGCUGCCUCCUUCUCAUCCUUCUGCCCUUGCUGGUCACAGCCUCGCACAGCCCUCCUGGCUGUAAAAUCCGGAUUACUUCCAAGGGGCUGGACCUGGUGAAGCAGGAGGGGCUGCGCUUUGUGGAGCAGGAGCUGCACAACAUCACGGUGUCGGACCUACAUGGCAAUGAGGGGCAGUUCCACUACAACAUCAGCCAGGUCAAGGUGACAGACCUGCAGCUGGCCUUUUCAGACCUGAACUUCCAGCCCCAGCAGCACCUUGUCUUCAACAUCAACAAUGCUUCCAUUAGCCUGCGCUUCCGCAGGCAGCUGCUCUACUGGUUCUUCUAUGACAUUGGGUCUAUCAAUGCUUCUGCGGAUGGUGUCCACAUCUACACAGUGCUGCAGUUGGCCAAGGAUGAGGCUGGACGCCUCAAGAUCUCCAAUAUGACCUGCAAUGCCUCUAUAGCCAGAAUGCAUGCUGGCUUCUCCGGUACACUCAGGAAGGUCUAUGAGUUCCUGAGCACCUUUAUCAUCACAGGGAUGCGCUUCCUCCUCAGCCAGCAGAUCUGCCCAUCCCUGGAGCAUGCCAGCCUGGUGCUGCUCAACUCUUUGCUGGACACAGUGCCUGUGAGGAACUACGUGGAUGAGCAUAUCGGGAUUGACUACUCCCUCCUACGGGAUCCAUCCAUCUCCACUGACACCCUUGACCUCGACUUCAAGGGCAUGUUCUUCCCCCGGGUGAGAGAAGACCAGGAACUGGAGAAUCACGCAGUGGAGCCGGUGAUCAAGGAGACUGAACGCAUGGUUUACGUUGCCUUUUCUGAGUACUUCUUCGACUCAGCCAUGCACUCGUACUUCCAGGCAGGAGUGCUGACCAUAGAGCUCCAGGGGGAGAAGAUACCCAAGGACCUGGAGGUUUUGCUGAGAGCCACGUUCUUUGGGACCAUCUUCAUGCUGAGCCCUUCUGUGGAUGCUCCGCUGCAGCUCGUGCUGCAGGUCUCUGCUCCUCCCCGUUGUAUCAUCAAACCCUCGGGGACCUCAGUCUCUGUCUCUGCUUUCCUGAACAUCUCACUGGUGCCCCCGGACCGCCCACCUGUCCAGCUCUCCAGCAUGGCCAUGGAAACCAAACUGAGUGCCAAGGUGUUCCUGCAAGGGAAGGCGCUGCGUGUGCAGCUGGACCUACGACGGUUUCGCAUCUAUUCCAAGCAGUCAGCGCUGGAGUCACUCGCGCUGUUCUCACUGCAAGCCCCACUGAAGACCCUUCUGCAGCUGACUAUCAUGCCCAUUAUUAAUGAGAGGACAAAAAAGGGAGUGCAGAUCCCACUGCCUGAAGGCAUGGACUUCACCAGGGAGGUGGUCACCAAUCAUGCGGGAUUCCUCACAGUGGGAGCUGAUCUCCACUUCUCCAAGGGUCUGCGAGAGGUGAUUGAGAAAUACCGCCCAGUGCCAACUGCAACUGCCUACUCCAGCUCCCAGCCUGCAGAGCCCAGCCUGGACCCCAGCUCACUCUAG